Meleagris gallopavo (turkey) is the source of this 1122-nucleotide messenger RNA. The record is from RefSeq and is a predicted model, not a curated record. NCBI's taxonomy places the organism in Eukaryota, Metazoa, Chordata, Aves, Galliformes, Phasianidae.
GGCUGGCCCCCAGCCAUGUGGUGGGGCCACGGCGUGCCAAAAGGAGCCCCCUGGGACGUGGCCCCUCUGCACGGGCACCUGCAGCGUGAUGAGCUCCUCUCCCUUUUCUCCUUCCCCAGCAUCUCCAGCAAAGAGCUGACCGAGCUCAUCGAGCGCCUGCAGAAAAAUGCCGACCAAGUGGAGAAGAACAUCGUGGAGACUGACUCCCGAAUGCAGAAUGACUUGCACAAGAUCAAGGCAUGCCAGCUAGCACAGUACAAGGAGCUGACAGCUCAGAAGCUGACGGAGUCGGACAAGCUGCUCUAUGUGCUGGAUGGGGAUGCAGCCGUUGCCAGGCACAUGAAGCACCCCCAGGGGGACAUGAUCACUGAGGACAUCCGGCAGCUGAAGGAACGAGUGGCAAAUCUACGUGUGAAACAUGACCAGAUCUACAACUUCCCCCUGCAGCACAUUGAGCCCCAGGUCAACUGGUGCACUGUGAUCGAGGAGAAACAGGAUGCGUUGUGUGGCAAGGGCUUUGGGACCGAUCUGCCGCUGGUCAACAGCCAAGUAGAAGAGCACAACAUCUUCCACAAUGAGGUCAUGGCCAUCGGCCCACACAUCACCAAGGAAGGCAACAAGGGAUACACGAGCGACCUCCAAGCCAAGUUCCAGAAGCUGCUGGCCAGCUCGCAGCAGCGGCAGCAGGACCUGAACUCGCUGCAGGACUACAUGCAGCGCUGCACCAACAAGCUCUACUGGCUGGAUCAGCAGGCAAAGGACCGCACGCACUACGACUGGAGCGACCACAACCUGGACUACCCCAGCCGGCGCCGCCAGUACGAGAACUUCAUCCACCGGAAGCUGGAGGAGAAGGAGGAGGCCAUUAACAAGCUGCAUGCAGAUGGAGAUCAGCUGCUGGCCCAGAACCAUCCUGGGAAGAAUGCCAUUGAGGCACACAUUGAGGCGGUCCACGCCGACUGGAAGGAGUAUCUCAACUUCCUGAUCUGCGAGGAGAGCCACCUCAAGUUCAUGGAGGACUUCCACAAGGUACCAGACUGCUGGGACUGGGCCUUAGGAACUGAGACUGGGACCCUUAAAGGCCACUUGGUCCCAACCCUGCGAUGAACAGGGACACCCACA